UUCGUACGUGUGAUACUGAUACCAUAAAUUGGGCCUCAGGUUACAUUACUGGGCUAUUAAAUUAUUAGAUACGGCCCAUUUAUAUGUUUCACCACCUGGCAUGAAUAUAGUUGUACAUAAUGGCUGAAUGAAAUUUUGAGUUAAGUCUUUUCUUAUAUUAGUCAAAAACAAACCAUAAAGCAUGUCACAUUACUCCUGUCCAGCUAAGAUGACUGGUUUUUUUUUUAAAUUAAUGUCAGUAUCAUUUUACUUACCACGUUCCUAUCCACAUAAUGUAUUUGACUUUAGUUAUUUAAAUACUCUUUAACUUUCUGGAACAAUCUUCCCGAAUAUCUUUUGUAGCUAGAUUAUUAGAUACAAGAUCUUUUGCCAAACUGUACGUUUUUACCUUACUAUUAUUAACUAAGCAAAGAUAAUACCUUCUAUUUUUCUUUUGGUGGCUAAAAAUGGAUAUGGAGAAACAAAACAAACACUUUAAUCUGUCUCUCCCUCGCUGUCCACUAAUAUAGCCAAUACUUUUUUUUUGUUGCCUUGUUUAUUACAACAUAUCUGAUAGGGCAUCUAUUUUUAAAAAAUCCAUGUUCACACUACACAGAAAAUCUGAAACAAAACAAGCAAUAUUUUCUUUCUUUAUUUUUUCUUAUUCGUUAAAAACAUGGGAAAUUAACACGAGAAUAAUUAAAAUAUUACAAACAAAACGAGUUUCAAGUAAACAAGUGUAUUCAGAUGUGAGCGUGUUGAGCUUUGACUAGGAUUGAUCUGCGUAUUUAAGUUAUAGAAGCAGAACAAGAAAGGUAUCAUCAUCAUCACCUUUCCACCUUCUUGGAUCUAAACAUAACGAUACAUACACAUACAUAACAGAAGACGAGAGAAGGAAAAAAAAAAAGAUGGGUAGCUACAGAAUGUGUCUCAUCUUCAAAAGGAAGUUCAGGGUGACGGAGCCUGGUCCGGUUGAUGACGUCAGAGACGUCUUCUCCAGAUAUGCGGAGGGUCAAGCUCACAUGUCGCCGGAGCAGCUACGGAAACUCAUGGCGGAUGAAAGAAGAGAAGAUUUAGGAUCGAGUCUUGAAGAUGCGGAGAGGCUCGUCGACGAGGUGCUUCGCCGGAAACACCACAUUGCAAAGUUCACCAGACGAAACCUCACUCUUGAGGACUUCAACUAUCUUCUCUUCUCCACUGAACUCAAUCCUCCCAUCGGCGACAAGGUCCAUCAGAACAUGGAUGCUCCUCUGUCACAUUAUUUUAUAUUCACAGGCCACAACUCCUACUUAACCGGAAACCAGCUGAGUAGCAAGUGCAGUGGCCUUCCCAUUGCAGAUGCAUUGAGAAAAGGCGUGAGGGUUGUUGAGUUGGAUCUAUGGCCACGUGGUAAAGAUGAUGUCUGCGUUAAACAUGGAGGGACCUUGACCAAGGCUGUGAAACUAGGGAAAUGUUUGGAGUCCAUUAAAGCUAAUGCUUUUACUACUUCAAAGUAUCCUGUUAUCAUCACUCUUGAAGACCAUCUAACUCCUAAACUUCAAUGCAAAGUUGCCAAGAUGAUAACUCAGACGUUUGGAGAGAUGUUGUAUUACCAUGACUCUGAAAGUUGCAAAGAGUUUCCUUCUCCAGAAGAGUUGAAGGGAAAGAUUCUAAUCUCAACAAAACCUCCAAAGGAGUACUUAGAAGCUAAUGAUGCCAAGGAUGGAGAGAAAGGGAAGGAUUCAGAUGAGGAUGUAUGGGGCAAGGAGCCGGAAGAACUUAUUUCCACUCAGUCCGAACUCGACAAGGUCUCAAAUAACAUAAACUAUAUCAACCAAGAUGAUGAAGAGAGGGGUUCUCGUGAUUUUGACACGUCAUGUUCAUUACAAGCACCAGAAUACAAACGCCUUAUUGCCAUCCAUGCAGGGAAGCCAAAGGGCGGUUUAAAGAUGGCUUUAAAGGUUGAUCCAGACAAAAUCAGGAGACUUAGCCUAAGCGAGCAACUACUUGAGAAAGCUGUAGCUUCACAUGGUGCAGAUGUUAUAAGAUUCACCCAGAAGAACUUUCUGAGGAUAUAUCCCAAAGGCACAAGGUUUAACUCUUCAAACUAUAAACCUCAGAUUGGUUGGAUGAGUGGAGCUCAAAUGAUUGCAUUCAACAUGCAGGGGUAUGGAAGAGCAUUGUGGCUGAUGCAAGGAAUGUUUAGAGCUAAUGGUGGCUGUGGUUAUGUCAAGAAACCAGAUUUUCUUAUGAAUGUUGGUCCUAACGGAGAAGUUUUUGAUCCCAAUGAGAACUCACAUCCAAAGAAAACUUUAAAGGUGAAAGUCCUCAUGGGAGAUGGAUGGCACCUAGACUUCAAAAAGACUCACUUUGAUCGCUACUCUCCUCCUGAUUUCUACGUUAGAGUGGGUAUUGCUGGAGCACCUGCUGAUAAGGCGAUGGAGAAAACAGAAGUGAAGUAUAAUACGUGGACACCCAUUUGGAACGAGGAGUUCACAUUCCAGUUAACAGUUCCUGAACUUGCUCUGCUCCGUGUUGAAGUGCAUGAGUACGACAACAAUGAAAAAGACGAUUUUGGAGGUCAGACUUGUCUGCCGGUGUCUGAGUUAAGGCAAGGCAUACGCGCUGUUCCACUCUUUAACCGAAAGGGAGUGAAGUACAACUCCACGCGGCUUCUUAUGCGCUUUGAGUUUGUCUGAAGACCGACAGUUUUGGUUCGUGUAUCCAUCUAGAGUUGUAGCUUUAUGUUAUGUUUUAUUAUGUAAAAAAAUCGAAUGUUUACCUGAGUAAUAUAUAGAUCUUUUGCAUUUUUUUUUUGUGAA
Messenger RNA from Brassica rapa (field mustard), 2780 nucleotides. Its product is annotated as phosphoinositide phospholipase C 4. Gene Ontology annotation, biological process: phosphatidylinositol-mediated signaling; lipid metabolic process; release of sequestered calcium ion into cytosol. The record is from RefSeq and is a predicted model, not a curated record. Gene Ontology annotation, molecular function: phosphatidylinositol-4,5-bisphosphate phospholipase C activity. Gene Ontology annotation, cellular component: plasma membrane. NCBI's taxonomy places the organism in Eukaryota, Viridiplantae, Streptophyta, Magnoliopsida, Brassicales, Brassicaceae.